Elgaria multicarinata webbii is the source of this 1056-nucleotide messenger RNA. RefSeq names its product stimulated by retinoic acid 8 (gene STRA8). Gene Ontology annotation, biological process: spermatogenesis; meiotic cell cycle; cellular response to retinoic acid. NCBI's taxonomy places the organism in Eukaryota, Metazoa, Chordata, Lepidosauria, Squamata, Anguidae. Gene Ontology annotation, molecular function: protein dimerization activity. Bases 1 to 1056 code for a protein of 351 amino acids. The transcript is spliced from 8 exons. Gene Ontology annotation, cellular component: nucleus. The record is from RefSeq and is a predicted model, not a curated record.
AUGGAGACAUCUAGAGACUGCAGCACCCCAUAUGUCAAAGUGACCCCUAGGUAUCGAACACACCUGCAGAAUUCAGAGCCAGAAGUGGGUAAAAGACGCUUAUCUCAGGCACGCCACAGAGCUACCCUGACAGGACUCUUCAACAACCUACGAGAAACUGUAUAUUCUCAACAAGAAAAUUCUGCAUCCAAGUGUCAGAUUUUAUGUAAGGCUAAGAGUUAUAUCCAAGAACUGGAGCAAACCUUGGAAAACCUACUGAAGAUGAAAGAGGUUUUAAGUCUGGAGGAUGGCACUCCAUCAAGCCUGGAGGGAGUGAAGGAGGAGUAUGUCAAGAUGUACUUCAGUAAUCACAGUGCAGUACCCACUUCAGAUGCCGUGAGUCAGAAUGGCACCACAGUGUGGUAUGUGAUUCAAGAACAGGAGAAGAACCCAGUAGAGGAGGAUGUAACUCUAAGGCUUACACAGUCACCAGCAACCUCUUCUCCCGAUCUCAUGGAGUUUGAACGAUACUUGUAUUUUUACAAACAGACAGUAGACCUCCUGGUAGAUAAUGGGGUUGUGAGCCCUGAAGAGGUUACGCUCCCUGUGGUCUCCACAGCUGUUUCCCACCUGUGGCAGGGCCUCCCUGAAGAAAGGAGAGACAGUGUCCUGGAGUAUUGUAGUCAGAGACAGAAUUUCAUCUCUGGGGUAAAGACAGCUUCCCAAGAACCUGCCUGUACUGAGGGCAGUGUGAGGGACAGCGGAACUAAUAGUCAGGAAGCCAGCAGUUCGGUAGUAUCCACACCAGAGGAGAUCCUCUUUGAAGAUGCGUUUGAUGUGGCGACUAGCUUCCUUGAUAGAAACGAAGCCCAAGAAAUGUCCAGUCAAAGCUCAGCAUUCACAGGCUGUGCUUCAGAAAGUCAAGAGGAUAACCAUCACCUCUAUCUGCAGAUCAUCAGCUUCUUGAAAAGCCAGUUUUUUGCUAGCAAGCAAUUGCCAGAGGAAGAGGUUCUUCAGCUAGAUUACGAGACUGUGAUGCUGAGAUGCACGGAGACAUUUGAUGAUGAAGAUCUCUAA